Saprolegnia diclina VS20 is the source of this 992-nucleotide messenger RNA. RefSeq lists its product as hypothetical. Gene Ontology annotation, molecular function: protein binding. The coding region runs from base 20 to 958 and encodes 312 amino acids. The record is from RefSeq and is a predicted model, not a curated record. The transcript is spliced from 2 exons. Lineage: Eukaryota; Oomycota; Saprolegniomycetes; Saprolegniales; Saprolegniaceae.
GGAUCUUGAAGGGGCACACAUGGCCGACGACGAGACCGACCUGCUCUUUAACGUCGCCCUCGAGAAGGGCGAGAAGGGCUUUGGCAUCUACUUUAUCGGCAACGUGGCCGGGCGUGUCAUUGUCGAAGGUUUCGUGCCCAAUGCGGACGGCGGCAGCGGCCUGGCCGAGCUCCUCGGCUGCAUCGAGGCCAACGAUGUGCUCGAACGCAUCAAUGGUGAAGACAUCACGACGCUGCCAAUGACUGCUGUUGUUGACCGCCUCCGCAAUGCGCCGCUCGGACUCAACGGGCUCACCUUCCGGCGACGUGUGACCACCAGUAACAACGCAGCAGGCGACGACGAGGGCGCACCCAGCUCCCGGCCGCAACGACUCCUGGGUGCCCUCAAAGGCGUUUUGCUCGAGAAGGCGCCCGAGCCAAAGUCACCGCAAUGGUGGACCGAGUUCCACCGGCUCAAGGCCGCCAACAGCCUUCGCUGGGACGCAGCGAACGUCGCCGAGGCGGACUUUAUCGAAGCCUUGUACGGAGGCAGCGACGACCAGCAAAAGUCCUAUUUGCGCCAGGAGUACCCGACGCUACUGCAGCACCACCAAGACCGCUUCACAGUGUGGCCGCGACCGCUGCAAGUCUGUAGUGUGACGCCGUACAGCGGGCAAAGUGCGGCGACCACCAUAGCCCCGUCGCCAUGUCUCUCGACACUCGUCGACACGCUGCGCACGUCGCUGGGCUGGACGCGCCACGAGACAUCGGCCCUACUCAUGGCACUCCAAACCACUACCCACGUCCACUCGGCCGUCGACUACUUGUGCGCACGCCGCCACGUGCUCGAGCUGCCACCCUCGGUGGCCUACCCACGUGUUACCCGCGCGGUCUGGCGCACGCUAGACGAAGCCGCCGAGCGACUGCUCGCGCCUGAUGACAGAAGCUACAUUGCCUCACUGCCUCUCUAUUGCUCGUAACUUCGAGAAAUAGCAAGGUGGGUUACGUGUCCCA